This is a messenger RNA of Dermatophagoides pteronyssinus (European house dust mite), 1920 nucleotides long. It is a transcript of the gene Mpi, whose product is annotated as mannose phosphate isomerase. The record is from RefSeq and is a predicted model, not a curated record. Gene Ontology annotation, biological process: carbohydrate metabolic process; GDP-mannose biosynthetic process. Gene Ontology annotation, molecular function: mannose-6-phosphate isomerase activity; zinc ion binding. Gene Ontology annotation, cellular component: cytosol. NCBI's taxonomy places the organism in Eukaryota, Metazoa, Arthropoda, Arachnida, Sarcoptiformes, Pyroglyphidae.
AAAUGAAAUGAAAUAGUGAAAAGCAAAGUGCAAAACAAAAAAAAAAUAGAAUCGAAACGACCGAAACGAAAAAAAAUCUAUAGAAUCUUCUGUUUACUUUACUAUAAAAAAAAAAUAGAGAGACAAACGAAAAACACUUUUUUCCUAUAUUUCUGUUGAAAAGAAACAUCUCUAUAUUCUCAUUGAAACUGUUCGUUUUUUUUUUUGAUCGUAUUCUGGAUUGGAUCAUCAUUACAUCAUAAAAUACUGUUUCUGUUCUUUGACGUUAACAAACCAAUUAAUCGUUCAAUUAAUAAUGAUUCCAUUACGUUGUUGUGUUAAAAAAUAUGAAUGGGGUAAACGUGGUAUGGAUAGUUGUAUUGCACGUUAUCUACGUAAUCAGAUGCCUUCAUAUACGGUUGAUGAUGAUACACCUUUUGCUGAGCUAUGGAUGGGAACUCAUCCAUCUGGACCUUCAGUAGUUGUUGGUACAACACCGGAUCAAAAUAAUAUAACCUUGUUACAUUUUCUUAGUAAUUAUCCGGAAUAUGCCGGCAAUGUUCGUAUUGUAACAAAAUAUGGUAAAAAUCUUCCAUUUUUAUUCAAAGUAUUAUCCGUACGAAAAGCAUUAUCGAUUCAGGCACAUCCUGAUAAAGCAUUAGCUGAAAAACUUCAUCAUGAUGAUCCAUUUCAUUAUCCGGAUGCUAAUCAUAAACCAGAAUUGGCAAUAGCAUUAACUGAAUUUGAAGCAUUAUGUGGUUUCCGUCCGCAUGAAGAAAUUGAAUUUUUUCUGAACAAUGUUCCCGAAUUUAAAAAUGUUAUCGAUUCAGCGGCAUUGAAAAGUUUUCUGGAAAAUAAUGAUAAAAAACAAGGUCUUAAAGAUAUGUUUACAUCGAUGAUGAAUUCAAGUGAAAAUAUUAUACGUGAAAAUUUAACAUCAUUACAGGCACGUUGGUAUUGGUCAAAUCAUACAGAAAGUGAUCAACGUUUAGAAACAAUACGUAAAAUAUUUAUCAAAUUGAACAAAGAAUUUCCCAAUGAUAUUGGCUGUUUCAGUGUUUUCUGGUUUAAUUAUAUAAUUUUACAACCUGGUGAUGCUAUUUAUAUCGGUGAAGAUGAACCACAUGCUUAUUUUCGUGGUGAUUGUAUUGAAUGUAUGGCUUGUUCGGAUAAUGUUGUACGUGCUGGUCUAACACCAAAAUUCAAAGAUGUUAAAACAUUAUGCAGUAUGUUAUCAUAUAAUAGUCGUGCACCAAAAGAACAAUAUUGUCAACCAAUGGUAGUGGAUAAAUUUACCAAAUCAUAUAUUGUACCUGUACCGGAAUAUGUUGUCGAUGCAAUCGAAAUUGGCCAAGAACAUAUUUCACCAACAUUUGAAUAUCGUUUGGAUGCAAAAGAAAGUGGUAGUGUUGUUGUUGUUAUACGUGGUGAAGCCAAAGUACAAGAUCAGAAAAUAUUUUCCGGUUAUGUUGGUUUUAUACCGGCACAAACAAAAUUGACUAUUUCUGAUGUUAAAAGUCCAUUAUUAAUUUAUCGUGCUUAUUGUCGUCUUGAUGAUGAUGAUCAAUGAAAUCAUCCAUGAAUGGUCCAUUAUUCUAAAUCCUAACAACAAAAAAUCUUUAAUUUUUAAUCCAAAUUAGGAAUUAUUUCUAUAGGUAGGUAGGUGUUUGCUGUCUGCAUUGUGCAUUUUUAAUUUUUCAAAAAUUAUUAUUAUUAUUCAAAUUUGAAAACAAAACAUCACAGUUUUUAUUAUUAAUUACUAUUAAUUAUGAAUGAAACAAAGAAACAAAGAAAAUUUUUUUUUCAACAACACAAAAUGAAAAAAAUAACCCGAAUGUAAUGAUGAUUAAGAUUAUUAGAUGAUUGUUUUUGUUUGUUUGUUUUUUUCGCUUAUUAAAUUUGAAUCAAAAUUAAAAAUAUUGAUGAUUAUCGUGUCCAAGA